GACGAUUCGGUUAUAUAAUCGAUACAGCCGCGAUUAUAAUAGCGUUUGCAUCACCAUUUGUAUUCCUGUUGUUAUCAUUGUUGUUACUGCUGUUAUUGUUGCUGUUGUUACGCCGACAGGAUGAGGCAUGGCAGCAACUGUUAAACACACAACAAUUCUUGUUGUUGUCCAAGCUUUCGUACACCUUCACGUCGAAGCCGCCCAAUUAGGACUUAAUAGGGAGAAAGCCAAGUCUGCUAGAUAUGACAAAGAAAAGUUUGGUAUCCAUCUGGACACGCUCCAAGGGAGGAAUCAAGCAGCAGAAACCUUCAGGGAAGUAGAGACGCCCUUGGAGAAACAAUUACAGUACACUAACUUCAAUAGGAAAAUUGAGAACUCUAAAUUAUGGCAAGAAUUUAAGACACGACUUAAUACGGCGAAGUUGGGAUUGCAAAGAACUGACCCUUUGUUGAAACUGGACAAUGAUAGACCUAUACUGAAUUAUAGAGUCAAAAGAAAAACCAAACUAUCUGAAAAGCAACAGGAAAAACUACGGACAGAUCAGCAAUUUCGAGCCAAGAGAGAAGUGGUAAUACAUCCACAACUGAAACCAGAAAUGGUAAUGCAGCCACGCAUUGAAAUGCCGAUGGAGAAAGAGGCCGAAGAAAAGAGACAAAAUGUUCCUCUCAACUUUCACUUUUACAAUCCGUCCAUUUACUACCCAGAAGUUAUUGACUCUUUGGCCAACAAAUCCGGCUCAUACCAGGAGAAACUCUCCCAGAACCGGGAGAAGCGACAAGUCCUGUACCUGUUGGAUGGAAGAGGAGUUCCACUUCUGUUCAGACCUGUUAGGACAACCCCGAACCCCUUUAUCCGUCAGACUAACAUCGAGGAUUACGAGAUAGUGAGACCCAACCUGGGGGAGGAGUUCCGACCGAUAGCUGGUGACGAUGCUGAUUCUGAUUCUUCUGAUGUUGAGAGCAGCUACCAGCUGAACAAGGAAGGCAGAAAUAUGUCCAAAGUUGUAUUGGGAUAUUAUAUGAGACAGAAUUUUGAAAAAUGGUUGCUGAUCCAAAAAUUUGCAGCGGGUGUUUUAAAGCCAAUAUCGAGGACACAAAUAGAAAUAGACAAGAAAGAAGCUAUUAUUCCCAUCAGUCCUACAACUCCAAUAAUUCCCACAAUGAAUGGAGUAGGCUGGAAUAUGCUAACUUCAGUCGAGAAUAAUUUGGGAGACAUUCUACAAAUGAGACUAAAACGAUCAGUGACGAGAAAAAAACGAAAACGCAAACCGAGGCACAAAGAGGCGGGGAAGACUCUGCAGCGGAAACGGGCGAAGAAGAGAAAACAGAAGCAGAGAAGAGUAGAAAGGAAGAGACUAAGAAUGUUGACACACGCAAGGAGACUGAGAAAACAGAAGAAGUCUAAACAAGCCAGACUGGAGAGGCAUUAUGCAAGGAUGAACAUGACAACUCCUUUUCCUGGAUAUAUAAUGAAUCAUACAAGGGAAAACAACACCUUGCUGAGAAAAUAUGAUCUGAAUGAGCAAGAAACGUCCGAUACAAGACAAGAGAAUACUGAAGAGGAGUACUCCGGAGAGACUUAUGAAGACGAGAAUGAAGAUAGUAGCCAUGAAGAAAGUGAUGAGUACAGUGAUGAAAACAGCGCUGACAACGGCAAUGAUGACUAUGACGACGAUGAUUAUGAUGAUAGUGAUGAAGAUGAAGAUGAUAACAGCGAUUAUGAGAACAUAGAGUAUGAAAAUGUAGAAGACAAACCUUACAAACCAGAAGGGGAUAAGAGCGACAAUACUGGAGAGAAACAUCACCUACAAUCCGCACAAGUGGGCACAACCAAAAAAUUUGUUGGUAAAUACCUUAACUCAAUACAUCAGACAGAAUCAAGUAACAAGAUCUCAAACAAAUUAUUAAGUAGCAAAGGAACCUUUAUAAACAAAAAUAAAUUAAGUAGAAAAUACAACGCCGGCGUGCCGGAAAACUCAAAACAGAAAUUAAAUUAUAAAUCUGUCAAAUAUCAAACAGAAAAUAUCAGAACACUUAAUGGAAAAUCCAAAAAUUAUUUAAAUAAAUCCAAUGGCGAAGAAUAUGCAAACAUAAAGAGUCUUAAAGGUGCCGAAAAUUAUAUUUUUCAAAGUAUCAUUACAAAAUUUAAAACAUUGCAAAAUAUCUUGAUAGAACAAUGUCAAUUGAUUCAGCACGAUAAGAAACAUGCAGAGAAUAUUAGGAUAUUUGAUAUCAAACAAAAAUGUUCUAGCAACAAAUUGAAUUAUAAAUAAAUACAUUUUUUAUAACUAUAUAUAAAUUAUAAUAUAACAUAAUGUUUGUAUAUUUCUAAUAAGUUAUUUAAUGCGUGACUUUAAUAAUUGGUAAUCAUGAUAUAUCGACUGUUCAUACAGUUUAACUGUUAUCUCCAACGCAAAAUAUAAAACUGUCAAAAUGAACGUUCAACCGAAAGCGGAUAUAAUAGAAUUUAAAUAUUUUAUACAAUAUAAUUCAAUGUUUUUUUUUAAUGUCUUCCUUUUCUAAAAAUAAGUACAGGAAUAGCACAAAAAUGUUAAGCAGGAUGGCAUUAUCAAGAACAUUAUAUAAAAAAUUGUAAAUACAAGAAUUUUAAAUGUGUGUAAUGAAUACAAUAUAACUGAAUUAGUACAACUGAAUUACCUAUAUAAGAACGAAUACAUUUAGUAAUUUCGUUAAUCGUUAAAGCAAUCAAAAACAGGUUUAGUAUAAUCUUAAGCAUUACUUGAGUCAGUACUUAUUUAUUUAGUACUUCCAAAUAACUUUUUUAUAUCCUAGUAUCGUGUUAAUUAUUAAACUGUUAUUCUGGUUAGAUACGAUAUGUAUUGAGUCCUUGUAAAUGUUUUAUAGCCUCUAUAAUAUACUAAACCACUUCAAUACGGUUACUGGUGCCAUAUUUGAGUUUACUUUGUUGCACCGAUAAAGAAAAUAGACAGUCAAAAUGCGUUUAAUUUGGCCCUUCUACUUCCGGUGUAAGAGGAAGAAUGAAAAACUUUUACUAAGUUUUCGGAUUGUAAUCUGAGAAAUGGCUCGUUGAGGCUAUAUUACAGUAAUAUCCAUUCAUCUGUUUGUCUUAAGCCAUUGUAAACAUGCCACAACAUAAUAUUAAGGAAGGUAUCCAGUUUCGUGUACGUUACGUGAAAUAUUCACGCAUUUUUCAUUGCGGGUUUGUAAUAGUGUUUAAAUACCGUAAUAUUCUACAAUCCAUUUCAUACGUUAAAUUCGUCAGUAGUGCAAUCUGUAGUAAUUUCUUGACAAAAUUUUUGUCUUUGCUAUAUUUUGCGUUACACUGCCGAUUAAGAACUGAAUGUAUAGCCUACUUAACAUUUAAAGUCUAAGUAUAUUUCAACUAAAACUUCCAAUUGAACUUUUCUUAUCUGAAUGAACUCUGUGCUAAACAUUCAUUAUCGAAAAGGUUGAAAUAAUAAGUCUUGUUAUUUCUAUAUAAACUAUAAUGACUAUAAAUAUAAACAAACGCACGAUUACUAGGUUUGCCUUUGUAGACCAUUUACUAUAUUGGCAUUGCAUGGCAGAAAAUUUAUUCCAUAAAGUUCUAUUCUUUAAAGCAUACAUAACGCUAAUGUAUUAAAUCUAUUUAGGUUUUUAAAUUCAUGUUAAUCUUAUAGUAAUGACCUCAUAUUUAAUAAUAAUUAAAUAUAAAAUUUCAAAUUUUCUGCUAGAAUGCGCAAAAUCAAAACGUUUAAAAGCUUAAUUAGUUAAGUGGUUAAAAGAGAUUAUGUUUCAUGAAUAUAAUUAUUAUCUAAACAAAUUUCAAAUAAAUACCCUGAGAAACCUGUCCAGUGAAUAUUUAUAAUAAUCUUACUUAGACUUCAAUAUUGAAAUGAAACUAUUCCAACCGUUCUCGAGGAUAUAUCAACAGGCUGAAGAUUUCCUCAGAUGAUUAUGUUCCGUUAUCAGGCUCUCCAACCACGAAAAUGUGUACCAACCAAAAGAUGCUUAACAAUUUUUAAGCAGUUUGAAGAGAACCAGUAUGCUUAUCCUAAGGCUCGACAGUGAUUUCCAUAUCGUUAUGCUUUCAAAGUAUCGUAUAAUUACUGACAGCCUAUUUCCAAUGAAGAAGAAGGGGGAAAGUUCUGUACAUAAGAGAAAGUGUUGUAAUUAAAUCUAUAAGUCCUUUUGCGCGACUCUUGUCUUGAGGGACAAGAUAUUUAGGGUGGGGAAAGAUGGGGUAGAUUGAAGCCACCUCAUUUGAGAUCUCAUUGUAGGCUACAGCCUCGUGUUACAUUGAGGGAGGCUUUCUCUGUUUCAAACCUCUACUUGGGUUCUCCUUCACGUUUAAGAGUGAGAGAAAUUUUCACACUGAGGGAGUUCCACUCAUUUCUAUAAUUAUCCUUCAGAGAGAAAUAUUUAAUAUAAUAUCUCUAAACGUGUAGAUUAUUAUUUGCCACUCUUAAGCACCCAUUGGUAGACUCUGGUGUAAGUGAAAGCAUCAAUAACCUACCUUUUUUACCUAACCCUUUUUACCUGUAAGUUCUACUGGUAGGCAGAGCCACAGCUUCAUAUUUUUCAGGGGGGGGCGAGCUCUAAAUUUGCCGUUCUCUCAACUCUGGCUACGUACUUCAAAUUUUUCACAAAGGCAUAAUUAACAAUUGCAGUAUAAAUUAUAUAGUGAUUUAUAAAAUAAAUGAACAUUAUUUUUAACUUAAUACAAUUUUAUAUUUCCAGAUGUUUUAGAUCUUAAUAUACUGCUUACUUAAAUUAUGAUUGUUGAUGCUCUUCAAUAUUUAUUGAUAUGGUGCUUACACUUGAUAAUCUCUGAUUCAUAGUGAUUCUAAAAUAAUACAUCUCAGCUUACUGAAGCAUCUCUCCCCAAAACGAAAAAGACUAAAAGAGUAAGGAAUAUUUUGAGAGAUGUUGUGAUAUGUAGGUAACCUUCGUCUAAGUGUUGCUUUUUAAUAAAUUUUAAAGUCUAUUGAGGUAAAUCAUGUCCUGCUUUCUUAUUUAAUUCAAGGCCAUUCCAUUUAUACUUCUUUGAACAAUUCCUCAAUGUUUAAAUCUUCUGGGUAACUGUCAACCAAAAGUAUUUACUCUAAUGUGUAACCCCUUCAAAUCGACUUUGCUUAUCUGAGGGCAGUAGAGUCAACAACAGACAACACGCUGAGUGGGGCGCGGCUACAAGCAAAAGGUAGGUCAGUCUGAGUUUUGCCAAAAUGCCUAUUGAAUUGUCAUUGCUUCAAAAGUUAAUUUUACUUUUAAAAUACCUUUCAUCUCGAUAGCUUCUUCUCUGGCUAUACCACAGUUUGAAAACUACUUGAAUAUAACAUUUACAAUUUACGACUUUCAAUGCAUCAAAUCUUCAUAUCUUCAAAUGUUCAUAUUGCUAAAAACAAUACAACUAAAAGAUAAGAGUGCGCUAUGGUUGUCAUGUCUUCGCUAGCGAUGGUUUCACACGCAAUUUCAAAUCUAUAUAGCUAAUUUCAUUCUCUAGCUUUAUUUUCAUUCUUCCGGAAGACCGAAGAAAAAUUGUGUUGACCUACUGAGUGAUAGGCAUCUAUGACGCUCAGGUAAACUCCAUGGUUAAACAUGCACCUUCAUAGACCUCAUUCUGGUCUGUGUAAAAAUAAAGUAUAAUGCCAAAUUUAAAAUUUAAAAAGAAUCUUUCUCGAGAUAUCUUACUACACGGUACAUUCACAUUUAUUGUACUACAACGCAAGAACGCGUUGCAGUGAAUGGUUCAAAUUAUGUAUUCAUCCGAUCUACCAAUUUUAAUAGGCUACGUGUAAAGGAAACAACAACGUUCAAGUACAACACUUGGCUGCGUGCAAUAAUUAGAGUUUGUGCAUCAAUAAAUACACAUCAGGUCAUUCACUAAAAAUAUAAAUAAAACUAAGCAUUGAGUAAGUAUUGAAACUAGACACUAGUAAACAUUGUUUUAAAGACUACAUCUAAGAAAAUAAAGAUUUGACUAAGAAUUGUAAA
This is a messenger RNA of Homalodisca vitripennis (glassy-winged sharpshooter), 5954 nucleotides long. Its product is annotated as DNA ligase 1-like. NCBI's taxonomy places the organism in Eukaryota, Metazoa, Arthropoda, Insecta, Hemiptera, Cicadellidae. The coding region runs from base 128 to 2272 and encodes 714 amino acids. The record is from RefSeq and is a predicted model, not a curated record. The transcript has 6 exons.